Cladophialophora immunda is the source of this 6587-nucleotide messenger RNA. RefSeq lists its product as uncharacterized. The transcript has a single exon. The record is from RefSeq and is a predicted model, not a curated record. NCBI's taxonomy places the organism in Eukaryota, Fungi, Ascomycota, Eurotiomycetes, Chaetothyriales, Herpotrichiellaceae. Gene Ontology annotation, molecular function: ATP hydrolysis activity; ATP binding; nucleic acid binding. Bases 100 to 6186 code for a protein of 2028 amino acids.
UAUCAACAUAGCCUUCCGGCAUAGGCUGCCAGAUUGUUUCUCAUCUCUCUGCAGGUCUCGGAAGCCCGUUUCUGCUCCGCCUGUCCAGCUGACCGCAAAAUGGUUGACCAAACUUUCCAGUCCGCGGAACAAUGGCUGGCUCAAGUGGCAGUCAUGCGAAAGGCUAUUGCCGACCUGAAAUUGCCAUCCCUCAACGAUGCGUCGCAAAUGUAUGGGGCGGAUCUGGACUUGGACGAAGACUUGAGUGAAGACAUCGAGGAUGACAUCUGGGAUGCUGAAAGCGCGGUCGAUGAGAGCCCCUUUACCGACGACUUCGACGACACCGUAAAUGGGCUCAAAACUCCCAACUUCGCUGCCGAUGGUGUCUUUGACAGGACAUGGCUACGCUCAAAAUGUGCUGCCUGGGCUCGCUCACGGCCUGGCAUCGAUUCGACCGAGGUCGAACACCAAAUCACGGCGCUGUUAGCUUCAGACAGUUCGGACAAUGAAUUGCAGAUGUCGCUUGCAGAUGUCAUCGGGUUUGACGACCUUGACUUUGUCAUUGAACUCAUCUCCCAUCGUAAGGAAGUCCUGGCUUCUCAAACUACAACUACUCGUCAGACCGACGGGCUCUUUGGAACGCUGGAGACUCGUCAGGAGCGAGAAGCAACUCUCCGACGACAAGACCACCAGCACAAACAUGCUGCUUUGGCUCCGGCUUUCGAUCGAUCUGGGCCCAAGUAUCCGCAUGUCUACAAGUCCGAUGUCGCUGCUACGGGCAAUAGGUUGGAUGUGGCUGGCAGAAAGUAUACUCUACCUGUUGGCAGUACCCGACAUGACUAUCCAAAAUACGAAGAGUAUUCGAUCCCGGCCUCAAAGGUAGGCGCUCUUGCUGCAGGACAGAAAUUGGUCAAUAUCUCCGACAUGGAUGGUCUGUGCCAGCGCACUUUCAAGAGCUACAAAAGCUUGAAUCGAAUGCAGAGUCUACUUUAUCCUGUGGCAUACACUACCGCCGAGAACAUGCUAAUCUGUGCUCCUACCGGUGCUGGUAAGACUGAUGCUGCCAUGCUCACAAUCCUGCAAGCGAUUUCAAAGAACGUCAUACCCAAUCCAAUCGAAGAGCCCACUGCCACGGAAUUUAUAGUGAUGGCAGACGACUUCAAGAUCGUCUACGUUGCGCCAAUGAAAGCCCUGGCUGCCGAAGUUACAGAAAAACUGGGCAAGCGAUUGGCAUGGCUAGGCAUUCAGGUGCGAGAGUUGACAGGGGAUAUGCAGUUGACCAAGAAGGAAAUUGCUGCGACCCAAAUUAUCGUGACGACACCAGAGAAGUGGGAUGUUGUCACUCGGAAGAGCACAGGAGACACCGAACUGGUCCAGAAAGUCCGGCUUCUCAUCAUUGACGAAGUCCAUAUGCUUCAUGACGAGCGAGGUGCGGUUAUCGAAUCUUUGGUUGCCAGGACAGAACGGCAGGUGGAAAGUACACAGUCACUAAUCCGUAUUGUUGGACUGUCUGCCACUCUUCCCAAUUACAUCGACGUUGCAGACUUUCUGAAAGUCAACCGGAUGUCUGGUCUGUUCUACUUUGACGCCUCUUUCCGCCCGGUCCCACUCGAACAACACUUCAUUGGUGUUAAAGGGAAGGGAAGCAAGGUUCAGCGCGAGAAUCUAGAUCAAACCACCUUUGAGAAGGUAAAGGAGCUUUUGAAACAGGACAAGCAAGUCAUGGUCUUUGUUCACUCCAGGAAAGACACCGUCUUGGCUGCCAGAACCCUCAAUCAAAUGGCUAUCGACGAUGGUUGUGCGGAGCUGUUUGUCCCGGACCCCAACAACCCUGCGUUUGUCAGAGCAAUGGCAGAUUUGAAAACCACUCGAGGCCGAGAACUGCGAGAAAUCAUUCCCAAAGGAUUCGGAUGCCAUAAUGCUGGCAUGGCGCGGUCGGACAGAAACUUUGUUGAACGGGUCUUCUCCGAAGGCGCUAUCAAAGUCCUUUGCUGUACAGCAACUCUUGCAUGGGGUGUCAACUUGCCCGCCGCCGCUGUCGUCAUCAAAGGAACGCAACUUUACAGUGCCGAAGCUGGUAAGUUUGUGGAUCUUGGAAUAUUAGACGUCCUUCAAAUCUUCGGGCGUGCUGGUCGUCCUCAGUUCCAAGACAGCGGUGUUGGAUAUAUUUGUACCACCCACGAUAAACUACAGCAUUAUCUGUCUGCUGUCACCCAGCAACAGCCAAUUGAGUCCAAGUUCUCUCAGAAGCUGGUCGAUAACCUCAAUGCUGAGAUUAGUCUGGGCACAGUAACCACGGUUCAAGAGGCUGUGACGUGGUUAGGCUACACUUAUUUAUUCAUUCGCAUGCGGCGGAAUCCGCAGGCAUAUGGGAUCGAUUGGAACGAGUACCAAGAUGACCCCCAGUUGGGUCAAAGAAGGCGCAAACUAAUCAUAGAUGCUGCAAGAACGCUGCACCGAAGCCAAAUGAUUAUCUUCAACGAACGGACGGACGAACUCCGUGCGAAAGAUGUCGGUCGCAUCGCCAGCCAAUAUUACGUCCUACAGAGCAGUAUUGAGAUCUUCAAUACCAUGAUGCGGCCGCAUGCGAGCGAGGCAGAUGUUCUGAAAAUGAUCAGCAUGAGUGGCGAAUUCGACAACAUCCAAUCCCGGGACAAUGAAGCGCUAGAACUGCACCGACUCCGCCAAGAAGCCGUCGUGUGCGAGAUCGAGGAUCGAAAGAGUGGUCCCAAGAGCUCUGAAGAGGAGAAAGAGCAGAAAGUCAUCGAGAACCAUGCAAAGACAAAUAUCCUGCUGCAAUCAUACAUAUCUAGGGCCAAACUUGAAGAUUUUGCCUUGGUUUCGGACCUGGCAUACGUUGCACAGAACUCCGCCCGCAUCUGUCGAGCUUUGUUUAUGAUUGCUCUAAAUCGUGGUUGGGGUUAUCAGUGUCAGGUGCUGCUAUCCAUGUGCAAGGCCAUUGAGAAGCAAAUCUGGCCUUUCCAACAUCCGUUUCACCAGUUUGAUCUUCCUCUAUCAGUCUUGAAGAAUCUGGACGACAAGGCGCCUUCCUCGAAUAUUGAAAGCCUGCGAGAAAUGGAGCCUGCUGAGAUCGGAAAUCUUGUACACAAUCAAAAAAUGGGAACUACCUUGACGAAGCUGCUCGACAACUUCCCGACAAUGUCUGUCGAGGCAGAAACUGCACCACUCAAUAGGGAUGUGCUGCGUAUGAGGUUAUACCUAUAUCCAGAGUUUGUGUGGAAUGACCGCCACCACGGGACUUCUGAAGCAUACUGGGUUUGGGUGGAAAAUUCGGAAACGUCAGAAGUCUACCAUCACGAGUAUUUCAUCCUGAGUCGGAAAAAGAUGCACGACGAUCACGAACUGAACUUCACCAUACCGCUGGCUGACCCUCUGCCUUCUCAGAUUUAUGUCAGAGUCAUAUCGGAUCGAUGGCUGGGAGCAGAAACCGUGCAUCCUGUCUCAUUUCAGCAUCUCAUCCGACCCGACACUGAGAGUGUCUAUACAGACCUUCUCGACCUCCAACCUCUUCCCAUCACUGCCUUGAAGAAUCCCGCGCUGGAAGAGCUCUAUGGACAAAGAUUCCAGUUCUUCAACCCGAUGCAGACUCAGAUUUUCCAUACCUUGUAUCAUACUUCCAAUAAUGUCCUCCUGGGCUCACCCACCGGUUCUGGGAAGACCGUUGCCGCAGAGCUAGCGAUGUGGUGGGCAUUCCGUGAAAGACCAGGAAGUAAAGUCGUGUACAUUGCACCAAUGAAGGCGCUUGUUCGCGAGAGAGUGCAAGAUUGGCGCAAGCGGCUCACUAUACCGAUGGGUUUGAGACUGGUCGAGUUGACUGGCGACAAUACACCAGAUACACGGACUAUUCGUGAUGCAGACAUCAUCAUCACCACACCUGAGAAGUGGGACGGUAUAUCACGAUCCUGGCAGACCAGAUCCUACGUUCGGCAAGUUUCUCUCGUCAUUAUCGACGAAAUCCACCUCUUGGGUGGUGAUCGCGGUCCCAUUCUGGAGAUCAUCGUAUCUAGAAUGAACUACAUCGCGUCGCAGGCGGAAAGCGGUUCUAUUCGGCUGGUAGGAAUGUCCACCGCCUGCGCCAACGCCACAGACUUGGCAAACUGGCUUGGAGUUAAGCCUGGAAACAAUCAAGGGCUGUUCAAUUUCCGUCACAGUGUUCGGCCAGUUCCACUCGAGAUAUACAUCGAUGGAUUUCCUGAGCAGAGAGGGUUCUGUCCAUUGAUGCAAAGCAUGAACCGCCCGACUUACCUGGCGAUUAAGAACCACAGUCCAGACAAGCCUGUCAUUGUCUUCGUAGCUUCGAGAAGACAAACUCGUCUCACUGCAAAAGAUCUCAUCAAUUUCUGUGGCAUGGAAGAGAAUCCGAGGAGGUUCCUACAUUUUGACACUGAAGAUGAUCUUCAGCAUACUCUAUCUGCUGUCAAGGAUGCCGCGCUUCGAGAGGCACUGAGUUUCGGCAUCGGACUGCAUCACGCCGGUCUAGUCGAGUCUGACAGGACACUAUCUGAGCAACUUUUUGCUGCGAACAAGAUCCAAAUCCUCGUUGCCACGUCGACGCUUGCGUGGGGUGUGAAUCUACCUGCCCAUCUGGUUGUCGUCAAGGGAACACAGUUCUUCGAUGCCAAAAUCGAAGGAUACAAAGAUAUGGACUUGACCGACGUACUUCAGAUGCUAGGACGAGCAGGACGACCACAAUUUGAUACUUCCGGGAUUGCUCGCAUUUUCACGCAGGACUCGAAGAAGGCAUUUUACAAGCAUUUCCUACACACGGGGUUCCCAGUAGAGAGCUCUCUGCACAAAGUCCUUGAUAACCAUCUGGGCGCCGAGGUCUCCGCUGGAGUCAUAACCACCAAGCAAGAUGCGCUCGAUUACUUGACUUGGACAUUUUUCUUUCGUCGUCUCCAUAAGAACCCAACCUACUAUGGCCUUGAGAUCUCGGCAGAGGAGCACAAGGAGAACCAGCUUGCUGCAAGACAAGCUGCCGCCGAUUACAUGAUCACGUUGGUGGACAAAUCGCUCGACGACCUAGCUGAGAGUGACUGUGUUUUGGUGCACAAUAACGGAGACGUGGAUAGCACCCCAUUUGGCAAGAUCAUGUCGUACUACUAUCUCAGCCACUUAACGAUUCGCAAAUUCCUGUCGAAAGCGCGCAAGACCACCUCUACAACCUUCGCCGAUGCUCUCGCUUGGAUAAGCCUGGCCACUGAAUUUGACGAUCUUCCUGUACGGCAUAACGAAGAUCUGAUCAACGCCGAGCUGGCGAAGAACUUGCCCCUGGAUACUGAAGGCCUAAUGGACAAUUUGCCCAUGUGGGAUCCCCACGUCAAGGCAUUCCUCCUCAUUCAGGCGUUCAUGGCCCGCAUCGACCUCCCCAUUUCUGACUACGUUGGCGACCAGAUCUCGGUGCUGGACCAAGGCAUUCGCAUCAUUCAAGCUGGAGUGGACGUCAUGACAGAGCUCAACAGGUUUGACGCUGUGGUGCAAAUGGUUAAACUUUUACAGUGCAUCAAGUCUGCGCGAUGGCCAGAGGAUUAUCCGCUCAGCAUCUUGCCUGGAGUGGAUGAGGUGUUUGACGAAAAGCUUGAAGGAAGAGUCCCCAAGGACUUAGUCACAACUGCGGUGCUGUCUACAAGGCAUGGGGUGAAGACAAUUGACGGGCUGAUGAACGUUCUUGGAAUAAAAGCCCAUCAUACUCGUGCGGCGUUCAUCAAAGCUGCGAACGCGCUUCCAGACCUUGCCUUGUCGGCGACGGGCAACACGGACAAUCUGCAACUCACUCUGAAACGCAGCAAUCGACUGCUUGACCGCGAAGCGAGAAUAUAUGCCCCAAAGUUCCCAAAGCCACAGACAGAGGGCUAUUUCGUACUUGUGCUCCCUCCUGGAUCGGCUGCAGACGGCCAAGGAAUGGAUAUUCUGGCACUGAAGCGGGCCAAUUGGUCUACUACGAAGCAGGGAACUCAGAGCAAGGCGAUCGGAACUGCAAACGUCAAGCUCAAGAUCCCAGCGCCGGAACUAGAUAUGGGAAGAGGACAAGAGGAGAUGAAAGUCGACAUUCUCGUAAUGAGCGAUGCGUAUCCGGGGAUGGAGUGGCGGCUGGAGAAUGUGGUUGUGCCUGUGGCGCAAAAGGAGACAGGGGGCUUCAAGACAGUAGAGGUGAAGGUUGAUGAGAAUUUGCUGAAGAAGAAAUAGACGGAAGAGGGAAGAGGCGCAAGCCCCAUUGCCAAUUGAUGAAUUGAUCUGAGGGUUUGAGUGCCAUCUGAGAGCGAGGAGUAUUACCAAACUCCAUCUCACUGCCAUUGCUGCCAUCCCCCAGAGGACGAACAAUUCAAGCCUAGACAUCGCCAUCGAUGCUCAGGAUGGGAGCGGAGUUCGAUAUGUCUUUAAUCCUUGCUCCAUGGGCCUUUUGCCUUACAUUUCCCUAUGCUUGCUCAUGAUGGAUCGGCAACACCAAAGUGUGGUCUGAGUUGAGCUGAACUGCUCAUACCAAAGUAAGCUCCUGCAAACGCUGGGAGGCAAAGAAGGAGUCUCCGUCAAUGUAACCUGCGCCGAGUCUUUUAAAGUGACCAUGCUCGACCUCUUCAAUGGCGAUA